AUGCCAGCGAACCUUUCGGAUUCCACGGAACUCUCGGUCACGGACUACAACUUUACCGCGCUAAUAUUAGGAAUAUUGCUCAUUGUUGUGAUUAUAUGCGGAAAUAUGCUGGUUUGCCUCAGUGUAUAUACAGAAAAGGCUCUAAAGACUACAACAAAUUACUUUAUAGUAAGUUUAGCUGUCGCAGACCUGCUACUUGCAGUGCUGGUAUUGCCACUAUUUGUGUACGAAGAGUUCCUGGAUGGAGUCUGGACACUGAACAUGACAGUCUGUGAUGGCCUGAUGACCAUGGAUGUUAUGCUAUGCACUGCCUCCAUAUUCAACCUGUGUGCCAUCAGCAUAGACAGGUUCAUCGCAGUGUCUGUCCCACUCAACUACAAUCGCAAACGCGUGGACCAGCGGCAGGUCGUGCUGCUGUCGGCCACGUGGGUGUUGGCGCUGGCGGUGGCCUCGCCUGUGCUGUUUGGCAUCAACGACGUGCCGAACCGAAGGCAUGGUGAGUGCAAGCUGGAGGACGACAACUACGUGGUGUACUCCUCCGUCUGCUCAUUCUUCGUGCCCUGCCCCAUCAUGCUGCUGCUCUACUGCGGAAUAUUCCAGGGCCUGAGGCGAUGGGAAGAGCUAAGGAAGGCCAAGCUGAAGAGAGGCGCGCGGCCCCCUCCGAAGCUCCAGCGGCUGCCGGCAGGACUAAGCCCUCCGUCUUCCCUACCACACCCCCUACCCCCAAUCAUAGAGAGAAAGUUCACAGACAUUAACCUGGAAGAGCUGGACCAGGAUGCUUAUCAGGACAGCCACUGUCCCACACACUGCAAGGACAGGCCUAUGCCUUCUCUCGCCUACCCUCAUGGAGGUUAUAAUGCAGAUCAGAAUAAGAACCAAGAGAGGAAGAGGGCAAAGAUUAAUGGGAGAGAGAGGAAGGCCAUGAGGGUGCUUCCUGUUGUAGUGGGUGCCUUCCUGGUUUGCUGGACUCCGUUUUUUGUGGUUCACACGAUGCGUGCACUCUGCGAUGAUUGCAAAAUUCCCAGCAACCUAAUGAGCAUCGUCACCUGGCUGGGCUACGUCAACAGCGCCCUCAAUCCCAUCAUCUACACCGUCUUCAACACUGAGUUCAGGAAAUUCUUUAGAAAGUUCUUGCCAAAUUUGCAUGCUUAAUGUUCAUUUGGCAUAAUGUUCAGUGUUCAAAUUGCAUGCCUAAUGUUCAGCAGGCCAUGUGUAGCAGUAAUCAUACAUUGUUUCUGCUAGAAUGUAUAUCUUGCAAUUACACUGUUGUUACAUUCUUUUACAGUUUACCUUUUUCAGUUCAGUGGGGCAGAGUGCUAUUGUUGACCUCAUAUUCACAGGCUCUUAUUCUGCAUAUUGGUGAUCUCAUUCUCAAGACUGACACGUGCUUUUCAGUACCAGCAAGUCUGCUGUUUGAAGGAUAUUGACUUUGUAUU
This is a messenger RNA of Electrophorus electricus (electric eel), 1436 nucleotides long. RefSeq names its product dopamine receptor D4a (gene drd4a). NCBI's taxonomy places the organism in Eukaryota, Metazoa, Chordata, Actinopteri, Gymnotiformes, Gymnotidae. Gene Ontology annotation, molecular function: G protein-coupled receptor activity; dopamine neurotransmitter receptor activity, coupled via Gi/Go. Gene Ontology annotation, cellular component: plasma membrane. Gene Ontology annotation, biological process: negative regulation of adenylate cyclase activity; negative regulation of synaptic transmission, glutamatergic; phospholipase C-activating dopamine receptor signaling pathway. The record is from RefSeq and is a predicted model, not a curated record.